This is a messenger RNA of Polyodon spathula (Mississippi paddlefish), 2276 nucleotides long. RefSeq names its product FERM domain-containing protein 6-like. Bases 440 to 2233 code for a protein of 597 amino acids. Lineage: Eukaryota; Metazoa; Chordata; Actinopteri; Acipenseriformes; Polyodontidae. The transcript has 15 exons. The record is from RefSeq and is a predicted model, not a curated record. Gene Ontology annotation, biological process: positive regulation of hippo signaling. Gene Ontology annotation, cellular component: cytoplasmic side of apical plasma membrane; cytoskeleton.
UGUGCGCUGUUUCAGUGCGCUAUGUGGCACAGAGGCUAACGAUUUGAGACGCUGUGUGAGUAUAUCACAGUACCCUAAACCAAGGAAAACGAUACAGUUUACUACACAGAAGUACGGGAAUUGCACUAUUAUGCCAGGCAGGAUUGUUUUUGACUCGGAAGAAGGCCUUGCUGAGUUGCAGAUGAAGUCUGUUGCUGUGGAAUGUCAAGCAGAGUGGUGCCAUUGUGCCUGAAAUUGGUCUAGUUGUCUGAUUGGUUCAGGCUCCUGUGGGAGAGCUUGUAAGCUGGCAGUGUGCAUGCCCGAGCCGGUGGGCCCCCCCUCUAGGUGUGACUUGUUGUGGGCUUGUGCGGAGGCUGGCAGGGCUGUCAUCAGGUACAGCUGAGCGAGCGCUGGCACUGGGCUUGGUGCCCACCACCGAGAUCGUCCCACCAGGACGAAAAUGAACAAGCUGAACUUCCAUAACAACAAAGCCAUGCAGGACCGCCGCUGCGUCUGUGUCUUCCUCCCCAACGAUGAGACCCUCAACAUCAUUGUCAAUGUGAAGACGCUGUGUCAAGAUCUUCUCGUCCAGGUGUGUGAUCUCAUCCGACUCAAAGACUGUCACCUCUUCGGCCUCAGUGUGAUCCAGAAUAACGAACAUGUAUACAUGGAGCUGAGUCAGAAGCUUUCCAAGUACUGCCCUAAGGAGUGGAAGAGGGAGGCGAGUAAGGGAAUCGAUCAGUUCGGACCCCCGAUGAUCAUUCAUUUCAGGGUGCAGUACUACGUGGAGAACGGCCGGUUGAUAGGUGACCGCACUGCCCGUUACUAUUACUACUGGCACCUGAGGAAGCAGGUGCUGCAGUCCCAGUGUCCUCAGCGAGAAGAGGCCUACUUCCUCCUAGCUGCCUUCGCUCUGCAGGCCGACCUGGGAAACUACAAACGAAACAAACACUUUGGGAAGUACUUCGAGCCCGAGGACUACUUCCCUCCCUGGGUGAUUGUGAAGAGGGGGAAGGAGUAUAUUCUGAGGCACAUUCCCAGCAUGCACAAAGACCAGUUUGCACUGACGGCCUCCGAGGCUCAUCUGAAAUACAUCAAGGAGUCGGCCCCUCUGGAUGACGUGGCCGUGCAUUACUACCGACUCUACAAGGACAAAAGGGAAGUGGAGGCCUCCCUGACCCUUGGACUGACCCUGCGUGGAAUUCAGAUCUUUCAGAAUGGGGGCGAGUCCAAGCAGCUGCUGUAUGACUUCCCCUGGACCAACGUGGGGAAGCUGGUGUUCGUGGGUAAGAAGUUUGAGAUCCUGCCGGAUGGCUUGCCCUCGGCCCGGAAGCUCAUCUACUACACCGGCUGCCCGAUGCGCUCCCGACACCUGCUGCAGCUGCUGAGCUACAGCCACCAGCUCUACAUGAACCUGCAGCCUGUGAUGAAGCAGGUCCGCCGGCUGGAGGAGAACGAAGAUAAGAAGCAGUACCGCGAGUCGUACAUCAGCGACGCUCUGGAGCUCGACAUGGAGCAGCUGGAGAAACACUCGCGGGCGAGUGGCAGCAGCGCUGGCAGCAGCUCCCGGCACAAGAGGCUCUCCCGACACUCCACCGUCAGCCACGGCAGCUCCCAUACCUCGGGCAUCGAGACGGACAGCUUCCGCACCGCCAGCCAAGCCCCCCAUCGCCCCCUGCGCACCUGCAGCAGCUCCACGACCAGCCACGGCAGCUCCCACACCUCGGGGGUAGAGAGCGGGGGCAAGGACGAUGAGAUCGAGAUGCUGGUGGAUGACCCAAAGGACUACGAGCACCUUCAUGAUGUGGAGUUCAGCCCGGACCUGUGCAUCCACAUCACAGAGGACAUGCUGAGCACAGGCCAGAUCAACGGCUACUCAGGACUGAUCGUGAAGGACAUCAGCUCGUCCACCUCCAGCUCUUCAGAGACAGUGGUGAAGCUGAGGGGGCAGAGCAUCGACUCCCUGCCGCAGACGGUGUACCGCAAGCCCAGGUCAUCGACGGACCGGCACAGUCAGAGCCUGGACGACAUCCGGCACGACCACAAGGGCUGCCUGCAGUGGGCGGAGCUGUGCCAGGACGCGGCGCAGAGCUACACCUUCGGCUGCACGCCGGAGCUGAGCGACGCCGGCUACCACAGCCUGGCCGAGCAGUGCGCCGCCAUCAAAGAGCCCUCUGCCAGAGCGGUCAAGAGGACCAGCAAGUACUUCUCCCUGGACCUGACCAGCAACGAGGUGCCCGAGUUCGUGGUCUAAACAGCUGGCACCUGGACUGGAGGGGGGGAGGGGGGAGGGGGGG